Prunus dulcis (almond) is the source of this 1293-nucleotide messenger RNA. RefSeq names its product putative disease resistance protein At1g50180. The transcript has 3 exons. The coding region runs from base 1 to 1293 and encodes 430 amino acids. Gene Ontology annotation, biological process: defense response to other organism. Gene Ontology annotation, molecular function: ADP binding. The record is from RefSeq and is a predicted model, not a curated record. Lineage: Eukaryota; Viridiplantae; Streptophyta; Magnoliopsida; Rosales; Rosaceae.
AUGGCUGAGGCAGUUGUUUCCUUUGUGCUCGAAAGUGUCAGAGACUUCACCAUUCAGGAAGCCAAGUUCUUGUCUGGAGUCAGCCAACAAGCUGAGGUCGUACAAACUGAGCUACAAUUGAUGCAGGGCUUCCUCAAAGAUGCAGAUGCAAGACAAGGACAAGAUGAAACAGUCCGUAUUUGGGUUGCCAAGAUUAGAGAUGCUGCUUAUGAUUUGGAGGAUGUCAUCCAAACUUAUGGCUUGAAAGUGGUUUCCAAGAAGAAAAGAGGUGUGAAGAAUGUUUUGAGAAGAUUUGCCUGCAUCUUCAAGGAAGGGGUUGAUGUGCACAGGAUUGGGAAAGAAAUUGAGAAUAUCACCAUCAGAAUUUCUGAGUUGAGGUCGAAUUUGCAGAAGUAUAACAUAAAGGAACUAACAACGGACAGAGACGGUAAUGAUGGUGAAUCUUCCUUGCAAUUGCAAGAGAGGCUGAGGAGAACUCGUUCUCAUGUUGUUGAAUGUGAUGUUGUUGGGUUAGAGUCCAACGUUGAAGAAUUGGUUAUGCAUUUGGUGAAAGAUGAAAACCGUCUUCAAGUUGUAUCUGUUUGGGGUAUGGGCGGUUUAGGGAAGACCACCCUUGCAAGACAACUUUAUCAUCACAAAGAAGUAAGGCAGCAUUUUCAUAGUUUUGCUUGGGUCUAUGUAUCUCAACGUUUUCAAGAAAGAAAUGUUUGGGAGGGAAUUAUAUUUGAAGUCAUUUCUGCUACCAAGGAACAAAAACAAGAAAUGAAGGACAUGACAGAUGAUGAAAUAGCAAAGAAGCUUUUCCGUGUUUUGCAAAAAAUGAAAUGUUUGGUGAUCCUUGAUGACAUAUGGAGAAUCGAGACAUGGAAUCUUUUGAAUGCUGCAUUUCCAAAUGUAGAAACAGAGAGCACAAUAUUGCUUACUACACGCAAUCAAAAAGUAGCCACGCUCCCAAAUAGAAAUGCUUUUCUCCACAAACUCCAGCCACUGAAUGAUAAUGAGAGUUGGAACCUACUUGAGAAGAUAGCAAUUUUUGGCCAAAAAAAAACAAAUUUGGGAAUGUACACAAAAAAGAGAGAAUUAGGAACGAAUAUGCUUCGACAUUGUAAAGGUUUGCCAUUAGCCAUUAUUGUACUUGCCGGAGUUCUAGCAAGAAAAAACACUGUUAGAGAGUGGGAGAUAGUCACUACUACGAUUUACUAUUUGCGCGACGAACAAACUUUCGUCGCGCAAGAAGCACUGUUGCGACGAAAAAAAAAUUUCCGUCGCGGAAACAAUCUAUGCGCGACGUAA